AUGAGGGGCUCGGACGGGUUACAGUCGGUCUUGACCGUGGCCGGACGGUUUCCAUCCCACACCGAGUCCAUCCUAGACAUUGGCCUUCUUUCGAGACAGCCACUAUGCGGUGACCCUGAGGGCUGGGGGCCGGUGAGCUCGUCCAGAUGGGAUCUCACUCCCUGUUUUCUUGAUAUUUGGAUCGUUGGCGUCUCGCUUUGGGGUGUGCUGUUCGGUGCGGGAGCGCUGUGGUACUUGUUCACAAAACGUAUCGCCCAGGAGGUUCCUAAAAAUUGGCAUUUCUAUACAAAACUGUCCUUAAUCGCCGCCCUCAUAGUCACUACCGCCCUCCAAGCUGCCUUCCAGGUCCAGCGGUUGCCGGGAAUAUGGUAUCAAGAUAUCAGGUUCUACACCUCCAUCUCCACCAUUGUCUCGCUCUUCGUCAUCUUCGUCGUACAAUACCAUGAACACUGGCGGUUGCGGAACCCAAAUGGGGUCGUACUCUUCUACUGGGUCUUCUUCAUCCUGGCUCAUGCUGUCAAGCUGCGUUCGUUGGUCGCGAGAGAGGCGUACAAAACCCGUCUCCCCUACUUUGUCACCUUCAAUGUCAGCCUCGGUCUCGCGAUUCUAGAAUUCAUUCUGGAAUAUCUGGUUCCGAAGAAACAGAGCGCCUACGAUGCUCUUGGGGCCGAUGACGAGUGUCCAUAUGAAUAUGCCGACGUUUUCUCCGUCCUCACAUUCUCUUGGUUGACCCCCUUGAUGAAGUUUGGCUACAAUAACUAUCUCACUCAAGAUGAUCUGUGGAACUUACGCCAUCGAGAUUCUACCAAAGCCACGGGUGCUAUCUUGCAAAAGGCCUGGCAAAUCGAGCUGGAGAAAAAGAAGCCGAGCUUGUGGAUGGCGUUGGCCAGGGCGUUUGGCGGUCCCUAUCUUCGCGGAGCACUGGUCAAGACCAUAAGUGACAUCCUUUCUUUCGUGCAGCCGCAACUCCUGCGCCUGUUGAUCACUUUCGUGGACUCGUAUCGGCCAGGUCGUGAACCUCAGCCGCAGAUCCGUGGCGUCGCGAUUGCGUUGGCAAUGUUUGCCACCUCCAUUUGCCAAACUGCUGCCCUGCAUCAGUACUUCCAGCAGGCCUUCGAGACCGGGAUGAGAAUCAAGUCUUCACUCACCGCCAUGAUUUACGCAAAAUCGCUCCGAUUGUCUAGCGAAUCCCGGGCGAAAAAGAACACGGGCGACAUUGUUACUUACAUGAGCGUAGAUCAGCAGCGUCUGGCGGAUUUGGCUCAAUGGGGCCAGCAAGUGUGGUCGGCACCAUUCCAGAUCACGCUGUGCAUGCUCUCCCUCUACCAACUGGUCGGGCCUUCGUGCUUCGCGGGUGUCGCGGCCAUGGUCAUCAUGAUCCCUGUCAAUGGCUUCAUUGCUCGAUUCAUGAAGAAGUUGCAACUGGAUCAGAUGAAGUACAAAGACCGCCGCUCACGGCUGAUGACCGAGAUCCUCAACAACAUGAAGGCCAUCAAGCUCUACGCAUGGGGCUCUGCUUUCAUGGAGAAGUUGAGCCACGUCCGUAAUGACCUCGAACUGAACAAUCUCCGGAAGAUUGGCGCCGCCCAGUCUUUCGCCACGUUCACUUGGUCCUCUACGCCUUUCCUCGUCUCGUGCUCAACCUUCGCCGUCUUCGUCUUGUUCAACGAUACACCCCUGACGACCGAUCUGGUCUUCCCAGCCUUGACAUUGUUCAAUCUCUUGACCUUUCCUCUCACAGUGUUGCCAAUGGUUAUCACCAGCAUAGUCGAAGCGUCCGUCGCCGUUCGUAGGUUGACGGAUUUCUUCGCUGCCGACGAGCUUCAAGACGAUGCGGUCAGACUGAUCGACGAGCCCCCAAGCCAGCCGGGAGAAUCUAGCGUUUCAAUUCGGGACGCUACCUUCACUUGGGACAAGGACCAAAACAAGAACGUCUUGGAGAAUAUCAACUUUAAUGCAAAUAAGGGCGAACUGACCUGCGUCGUGGGUCGUGUCGGGGCUGGCAAGUCGUCAUUACUCCAGGCGGUCCUCGGUGACCUCUGGAAAAUCCAGGGCGAGGUCGUCGUACGGGGACGCAUCGCUUACGCAGCACAGUCGGCAUGGAUAAUGAACGCAAGCGUCAAAGAAAACAUUAUCUUUGGCCAUCGAUGGGAUCCCCACUUCUACAACCAGACCGUCAAUGCGUGUGCUCUCGUGGAUGAUUUCAGACAGCUACCGGAUGGAGACCAGACGGAAGUCGGCGAGCGUGGCAUCUCCCUAUCUGGAGGUCAGAAGGCUCGACUGGCGUUGGCCCGGGCAGUUUAUGCGAGGGCCGACAUCUAUCUCCUCGACGAUGUCCUCUCUGCGGUUGAUCAGCACGUCGGACGGCACCUGAUCAACAACGUACUUGGUCCGAACGGCCUGUUGAGCGGAAAAGCCAGGAUUCUGGCCACAAAUGCCAUCACCAUUUUGAAGGAGGCUGAUUACAUGUACUUGCUCCGUGACGGGUCGAUCCUAGAAAAAGGCACCUACCAGCAACUGAUGGCGAUGAGAGGCGAGGUCGCCAAUCUGAUCAAGUCGGCCAUCAAGGAGGACGAACAGGAGUCGGAAGGCGAAAGAAGCCCUAGUGUAGAAGGCACGGAGUCCGACGAAUCUACGACCGCCGUAGAGAGCGCGGUUCAGGACGAGUACGAUGCCGAGGAGGCAGAAGAGUCGCGUCAACAAGUUGGUGACCUUGCCCCAAUUCGUGCCGGCCCCAGUGGACUGUCGACGGCCAGGAAGACCAGCUUCAAUACCCUGCGACGGGCUUCAACCGCCAGUUUCAAAGGCCCUAUGGGUCGCAUGACGGAUGAAGAGGGCGGGUUAAAGAGCAAGCAGACCAAGGAAACCGCCGAGCAGGGCAAAGUCAAGUGGUCGGUCUAUACAAGCUACGCCAAAGAAAGCAACCUUAUCGCCGUCGGGAUUUAUCUUCUCGCGCUGCUCGCCGCUCAGACGGCCCAGAUCGGAGGCAGCUUCUGGCUGAAGCGAUGGUCAGAGAUCAACGAGUUGUAUGGCGCGAAUCCUCAGGUGGGGAAAUACAUUGGCAUUUACUUUGCAUUCGGAAUCGGAGGUGCAGGCCUUGUUGUCAUCCAGACCCUGCUUCUCUGGAUUUUCUGCUCGAUUGAGGCUUCGAGAAAACUCCAUGAUCGGAUGGCGUACGCAAUCUUCCGCUCUCCCAUGAGUUUCUUUGACACGACUCCUAUUGGUCGUGUGCUUAACCGUUUCUCGAGUGACAUCUAUCGAGUCGACGAGGUUAUUGCUCGGACCUUCAAUAUGCUUUUCGUCAACACUGGUCGGGCCCUCUUCACCAUCGGCGUGAUUUCCGCAGGCACCCCGAUUUUCCUUGUCCUGGUCGUACCCUUGGGGGCCGUGUAUGUUCUGUACCAAAGAUACUAUCUCCGGACCUCACGCGAGUUGAAACGGCUCGAUAGUGUGAGCCGAAGUCCGAUAUACGCACACUUCCAGGAGACUCUCGGCGGGGUGUCCACUAUCCGCGCAUAUCGACAACAGAUGCGGUUUCUUUUGGAAAACGAGUGGCGUGUGGACGCAAACCUACGGGCCUAUUUCCCCUCGAUAAGCGCUAACAGGUGGCUGGCGGUCCGCUUGGAGUUUAUUGGAUCUGUCAUUAUCCUGGCGGCAGCCAUUUUUGCCAUCAUCACGGUGACAACUGGUGGCGGCCUGUCGGCCGGUAUGGUGGGCCUUGCGAUGUCAUAUGCCCUGCAGAUCACACAGUCCCUAAACUGGAUCGUUCGACAGACAGUGGAGGUGGAGACUAACAUUGUAUCUGUCGAGCGAGUGCUCGAAUAUGCCAACCUGCCCAGCGAAGCUCCUGAGGUCAUUUUCAAGAGUCGACCGAGCAUUGGGUGGCCUGCACAUGGCCAGAUUACGUUCAAGGAUUAUUCUACGCGGUAUCGCGAGGGCCUCGAUCUUGUGUUGAGAGACAUCAACCUGAACAUCAAACCACGGGAGAAGAUCGGCGUGGUUGGACGUACAGGAGCCGGAAAGAGCUCGUUGACUAUGGCACUAUUCCGGAUCAUCGAACCAGUAACUGGGCACAUCAGCAUUGACGGCCUCAACACCUCCACGAUUGGCUUGCUAGAUCUUCGAAGGCGGCUUGCCAUCAUUCCUCAGGACGCCGCCCUUUUCGAAGGGACAAUUCGCGACAAUCUGGAUCCUCGUCAUGUCCACGAUGAUACGGAACUGUGGAGCGUGCUUGAACAUGCUCGCUUGAAGGAUCAUGUCUCGAGCAUGCCUGGACAAUUGGACGCUGUGAUUCACGAAGCUGGUUCAAAUCUUAGUCAGGGACAACGGCAACUUGUCUCUCUGGCGCGCGCGUUGCUUACUCCCAGCAAUAUCCUGGUACUCGAUGAGGCAACUGCGGCAGUAGACGUGGAGACGGACAAGCUGUUGCAAGCUACUCUGCGCAGCACGGUGUUCGGGAACCGUACCAUCAUCACCAUCGCCCAUCGUAUCAACACUAUCCUGGACGCCGAUCGCAUUGUGGUGCUGCAGCAAGGACGAGUGGCCGAGUUUGAUACGCCAGAAGAACUGAUCAGACAGCGUGGCUUGUUCUACGAACUUGUUCGUGAGGCUGGUCUGCUCGACGGCUUUGGCAACGGUAGCGCCGUCGCGAGCCAACCCUGA
Messenger RNA from Capronia epimyces CBS 606.96, 4662 nucleotides. RefSeq lists its product as uncharacterized. Gene Ontology annotation, cellular component: membrane. Gene Ontology annotation, molecular function: ATP hydrolysis activity; ABC-type transporter activity; ATP binding. Gene Ontology annotation, biological process: transmembrane transport. The transcript is spliced from 9 exons. Lineage: Eukaryota; Fungi; Ascomycota; Eurotiomycetes; Chaetothyriales; Herpotrichiellaceae. The coding region runs from base 1 to 4662 and encodes 1553 amino acids. The record is from RefSeq and is a predicted model, not a curated record.